CCUCGCCUUCCAAGAAGGUUGUGAGCAUGGAGAUUCAAAACCCAUUUCAAAUAAGUUGGGACAAAACUGCUGCUCAAUCGUUCCACGAUUAUUUUUUCUCGAAAAUUUCCGCGCAUGGGAGUAAUUUGGCAAUUGUUGAUGUUGACAGUGGAAAACAAUGGAGAUAUUCAGAAAUACGAAACUGGUGUGAAAUGUGUGCGACAAGAUUAAAAGAGCUUCAGGUAACGUCUGGAAGUAGAGUAGCCGUAAUAACUGGAACAACCGGACAAGCGAUAUUUGUUCACCUUGCAUGCUCAAUAAUUGGAUGUUCUGCAGUCGCUGUAAACGGUUGGAAUGCAGUUGACGAAAUUUGGACGUUGGUUGACCUCUCGGAAGCCACCCAUUUGAUUGUUGAAAACCAAUUUAUGCAGAAGGCCGACGACGUUAGAAGAAAGGCUCAGAUGAGAGGAGGAGGACGUAUCAAGCAUGUUCGGCAAAUUGAAGACGUCCUGACAGCUGAGCGAAUUAAUGUGGACAGUGCACGAAAACGAUCAAUUGAUGUGAAACAAAAACCACCGCUCGUGAAAGAAAUGUCUUUGGCUAAGAUAAAUCUAACCCCAGUGCUGCCUGAAGAUAUAGCUGAUUUGACAUCGCCCGUGUCAGAAGUUUCUGGCCAAUCCAAAGAACUUAAUGGAGACGUAGAGAGUUCAGUUGUAGAUAGUGAAGAAGUGCAAACACCGAUUCAACAAGUUUCAGGGCAAAACCCUCUGUUGAUCCUAUUUACAAGUGGAACAACCGGACUUGCUAAGGCAGCUGAACUUAGCCAUCGUUCGUUGAUCAUCAAUAUUCAACAAAUCAGUUUACCGUUAUACGGGCCGGUUCAAACAAAAGAACGCUUUUUAUUACCCUUGUCCAUUGCUCAUAUCUAUGGAAUAGUUUCUGCCUACUACGCACUUAUCAAUGGAGCAAGUCUCUACCUUAUUUCCAAGCAGUCGAAUCGAUUGUUCAUGGAGACAUUAGUAAAUAACCAGAUAAACGUGAUGCAUAUUACCCCAGCUAUUGUACACUGGAUGGCAACUGAUGCAAUUGUGGACGAUUAUAAAACUCCGAAUCUUAGAAGUGUUCUUUGCGCGGGUGCGCCGAUUGACUCGAAUUCAGCUGCUGCAAUGAAAUCUCGCUUGAAUAUUAAAGACUUCCGACAAUCAUUCGGGAUGACCGAACUUGGAGGUAUCUGCACCAUGUCUCCGUAUCUAGAUGAAAAAAUUGAAUCUGUGGGAAAUCCCCUACCAGGAAUGCUGUUCAAAGUCGUGAAUUGGGAAACCAAGCAGCUGUGUCUCCCACGUCAACCCGGUCAGAUCAUUGUGCUCGGACCACAAGUAUCGCCGUGUUACUAUAAAAAUCCAAAAGCUACGUCUGAACUUUUUGAUGCAACUGGAUUUGUUAAAACAGGCGAUGCUGGGUUUUAUGACGAAGUUGGAAGAAUUUACGUACUAGAUCGAAUCAAGGACAUUAUCAAAUGCAAAGGAACUAUGAUUUGCCCCUCGGAAGUAGAACUUGUUUUACGAGCACAUGCUGGAAUAGAUGAUUGUGCAGUUGUUGGAAGACAGGAUCAUGUUACAGGAGAAGUUCCUGCAGCGUUUGUGGUGAAGAACGCUCAGCAUCCACUUUUGGCCUCCGCGGAAGUUCGGCAGUAUGUUUCUGGAAAAAUUGCAACUUUCAAAGAGCUGCGUGGUGGUGUGUUUUUCAUCUCGGAAAUUCCCAGAAGUGUAUGUGGAAAGAUUUUGAGACGAAACCUUCGACAAUUCUGGGAUCGAGAACGAACAAAUUCCAAAGUGGACAGUCUAACCAACAAAGAUGGAGCAAAAACAGCUGGUGCCGCGAAAGGAGCACCUGCAAAGAAAGUUAACGGCUCGACAACACCAUCGAGGCGUCCACCAUCUGCUGGAAGACCAGUGAAAAAAUGAAUGUUACUCUUAAUGCUUUGCUUUUUUUCCCAAUUUAGGAAUUGUUCACUUCAAAAAACUCCUGCUUGUGAAUUGGUUUUGCUUUGAUGAAAUUUAGAUCAAUGAAGUUUUAAUAUUUCAAAA
Molecule: messenger RNA, 2066 nt
Organism: Caenorhabditis elegans
Lineage: Eukaryota; Metazoa; Nematoda; Chromadorea; Rhabditida; Rhabditidae
Gene: mec-18
Product: AMP-binding domain-containing protein
Exons: 14
Coding region: 27-1943 (638 amino acids)
Cellular component (GO): peroxisome
Source: RefSeq, marked reviewed